Messenger RNA from Hibiscus syriacus, 579 nucleotides. RefSeq names its product leucine-rich repeat extensin-like protein 3. The record is from RefSeq and is a predicted model, not a curated record. Bases 1 to 579 code for a protein of 192 amino acids. The transcript has a single exon. NCBI's taxonomy places the organism in Eukaryota, Viridiplantae, Streptophyta, Magnoliopsida, Malvales, Malvaceae.
AUGGUGAUGGGAUUUUCAUAUGGUUCACUCUUCCAAGGGCACAAAUGGGUUGUCUUGGUUCUGAAAUUAGGUCUCAUGGGGAUGAUCAUGGCUGCUAGAACAUCAUCGGGAGAUGAAAUCGGGACACCAUCGGCCGGUUUACUAUGUAUCAGCGAAUGUGGAACAUGUCCGGUCAAAUGUUCACCCCAACCGGCACCAACGUCGAAGUCGUUUCCACCGCCAUCGCCGGUUCACCACUCGUCACCACCGACGGUACCUUACUUUUACUUCCCACCACAAACUCCCAACCACUCCCCGCCACCGUUGGAAUCAGAAUCUUUCUCACCACCUCCAUCUCCACCUCGCCCGCCACCGUCCGCACCUUCGUCGUCAUCCUCCAAGGGCAGUCCGCCACCACCGCCUCCUCAGUAUGUCUACGGUGCACCUGCAGGCCAAGGGUCACCCUCAGUAGGACCUCAUGAGUACCCUUACCCUUACCCCUAUUACUAUUUCUAUUCAUCCAAGGCCUCUUCUAUUUCUCUUCGUGUGUCAAUCUCAAUUGUGAUGUUGUUUUUCGGUGCUGCAUUGUUCCAUUGUUGA